This is a messenger RNA of Neurospora tetraspora, 1392 nucleotides long. RefSeq lists its product as uncharacterized. The transcript has 3 exons. Bases 239 to 1081 code for a protein of 280 amino acids. Lineage: Eukaryota; Fungi; Ascomycota; Sordariomycetes; Sordariales; Sordariaceae. The record is from RefSeq and is a predicted model, not a curated record.
UUUGUAUUUACAUACAUGUUCACCGUCUUUUCUUCUUCAGCUUUGCUCUCUCUAUACCCUCAAUAACCUUUCACAACCCGUAUACGAGUGUGUUGUGUGAAAGCAUAUAUACCCUUUUGAGUUUCUUGGCUGUCUUGUUGCCGAGCUAGCAUAUGACGGAAACAUUCUCUGAACCUUUUAGCAUAGCUGAGGGUGAAAAAGUCUGCCCCAAACUCACAAAUCUCAACACUUGCCCAUCAUGGACAGCGUCGUUCAGCAUCUGUUCAACCACUCGCGGCUGGAGAUCACGCUAGCCAGGAUAACAGAGUGCACAGCUGAUAGCUACAACAUCUCGGUAGAAUACCAAGUAACCGACACUGGCCCGGUCGGUUCCGUGAUCGACAGCAUGCUCGUCGACGUCGUCUACCUCGACCGGCCCUUCGGCAAGACGCAGCUGCCCAAGGUGAAGAUGCGCUUCAACGGCGCCCACGUGCACUUUGACGAUCAGACCAUCCACGUCACCGACAUGUCCAUCUGGCUGCAGUUCUGCUCGGACCUGACCCACAACGAGAAGCUGGUGUACCACCUCCGCAACGGCGAGGCCCAUCUCAAGGGCCCCUUUGGGACGACGGCGCAGAGUGGGUACGACAAGGAUAUCCACGUGUUGGGGAUGAACGGGUUCCCGGUCCUGAUCAAGGAUGUGGAUCGGGAGGAAGGGAAGGUCACGCUGACCAUGAGGAAUCUGAGCGCCUUUGAGAUUGACUAUGGGCCGACGGUUUUUGAGAUUCAGGAAGGUGGAGAGGAAGGGCAGUGGAGGACGAUUGCGAGGUUGAAGGGGGACUUCUUCACCAAGAGGGGGGAGUUUCAUGUUCCCUUCGAGGUCGAGACGGUAUCCUUGGACGGCGAAAUCCACCACGCUCAAGGGGGUGAGGUGAACGAGAGUGGGAUAAGUCCAGCAGCAAAGCAGUUGGGGUUGGAUGUGGAAAAGACAUACUAUUUCCGAGGGAUUAGGACGGACAAGGAGGGGGCAUGGACGAAUGAGGCGAUCAAGUUUAUUCGAAGUCCGAUCUUGUUGACGGAAAAGUUUAUUUCUUUGUACUGAUAGGACGGUUGGGAUGGAAUCAAAAUAAAGGGGUCUCGGAUUUCAAAUUCAGGGGAAGUAAACAAACCCCAAAGCCUUCAAAUGAUGUGUUCUUUUUUGUUUGCUGUUAGGCCACGGCAAAAUGGCCACCAUUCGUUUGCAGUUAGGCUUUCCUUCCACUUCAAUUGGUAGAUUUUGCAGCCGAAAGGAGACACAUGUGAAUCUGGAAGGCACGGUGCAGAUGAAGCCAAGCCCAGAAUUGUGAGGGGGAAGCUGCAAUUGCAAUUUUAUACGAGGGGUCCAAAAUGCAACAGUGUCCUUACACAACUGAA